Molossus molossus (Pallas's mastiff bat) is the source of this 2653-nucleotide messenger RNA. RefSeq names its product kelch repeat and BTB domain containing 3 (gene KBTBD3). The record is from RefSeq and is a predicted model, not a curated record. The transcript is spliced from 4 exons. Gene Ontology annotation, molecular function: protein binding. The coding region runs from base 229 to 2052 and encodes 607 amino acids. Lineage: Eukaryota; Metazoa; Chordata; Mammalia; Chiroptera; Molossidae.
AAGGCCAAGAGCCGGCUAGAUACGCCACUCACACUUGGAAAAGAGCUUGCGGGAUAGCGGUGCAAGCCAAUCGUAUCAGUUCUCUGGAGGCAGAGAGACUGGGGUGGAGACUUCGGAUACUGCGGUUGCAGCUUGCUUCAGUGGUGGAUAACAUUGAUUGAUAUUUGAAAAUUGACCUGGAUAAACCUUCUUGGUCAUAGUAGUUCUAAGAACAGAUAGAAAUUGGCUAUGGAUAAUUCAUAUGAUUUCAGUCAAGGACGCUCAUGUAAUGGAAUUCCGUCUGAGAAGAUAAACAACUUCGUUGUGUCAGAAGAUCAUGGACAGAAAAUCUUAAGUGUACUACAGAAUUUUAGAGAACAAAAUAUCUUUUAUGAUUUCAAAAUAAUCAUGAAAGAUGAAAUAAUCCCAUGUCAUCGUUGUGUGUUAGCUGCAUGCAGUGACUUUUUCAGGGCUAUGUUUGAAGUAAACAUGAAAGAAAGAGAUGGUGGAAGUGUUACCAUUACCAAUUUGUCCUCCAAAGCAGUAAAAGCAUUUCUUGAUUAUGCCUAUACUGGAAAAACAAAGAUAACAGAUGAUAAUGUGGAAAUGUUCUUUCAGUUGUCAUCAUUUCUUCAAGUUUCCUUCCUAGCCAAAGCUUGCAGUGACUUUUUAAUAAAAAGUAUUAAUAUUGUCAAUUGUUUACAGUUAUUAUCUAUAUCGGAUAGCUAUGGCUCUUCCCGUUUGUUUGACCAUGCAUUAUACUUUGUACAGCACCACUUUUCUUUGUUAUUUAAAUCCAGUGAUUUCUUAGAGAUGAACUUUGGAAUACUACAGAAAUGUCUGGAAUCAGAUGAAUUAGAUGUUCCUGAAGAAGAAACUGUACUGAAAGUCGUCCUCAAUUGGACUAAAUAUAACUUAGAAGCAAGGCAAAAGCAUCUACCUUAUUUGAUUAAAAAGGUAAGAUUACAUCAGUUACCUGAGGAGACACUUCAAGACUGUCUUCUCAGUGAAGAGUGCUUACUCAAAAGCACCAACUGUUUUGACGUAGUCAUGGAUGCAGUUAAAUGUGUGCAAGGCUCUGGUGGACUUUUUCCUGAUGCUCGACCAUCCACAACUGAAAAAUACAUAUUUGUUCACAAAACUGAGGAAAAUGGAGAAAAUCAAUAUACAUUUUGCUAUAAUAUUAAAACUGAUUCGUGGAAAAUACUGCCACAGUCACACUUGCUUGAUUUGCCCGGAUCUAGUCUGGCAAGUUACGGAGAAAAAAUAUUCUUGACAGGUGGUUGCAAAGGGCCAUGUUGUAGAACGGUUCGGCUUCAUAUUGCAGAGUCUUAUCACGAUGCCACCGACAAAACCUGGUGCUACUGUCCAGUCAAAAAUGAUUUCUUCCUGGUAUCGACUAUGAAAACACCAAGAACCAUGCAUACUUCAGUUAUGGCUCUUAAUCGAUUGUUUGUCAUAGGUGGAAAGACUACAGGAUCUCAGGAUAUUAAAAGUCUCUUAGAUGUUGAAUCUUACAACCCUCUUUCCAAAGAAUGGAUGUCUGUUAGCCCAUUACCCAGGGGCAUAUACUAUCCUGAAGCAAGUGCAUGCCAAAAUGUAAUUUAUGUUCUUGGAUCAGAGGUAGAGAUUACAGAUGCCUUUAACCCGUCACUUGAUUGCUUUUUUAGAUACAACGCUACAACUGACCAGUGGUCUGAAUUAGUAGCAGAGUUUGGGCAGUUUUUUCAUGCCACACUAAUUAAAGCUGUCCCAGUAAACUGCACACUGUAUAUAUGUGACCUUUCCACCUAUAAGGUUUAUAGUUUUUGUCCAGACACUAGUGUCUGGAAGGGUGAAGGAUCUUUUGAAUGUGCAGGCUUUAAUGCAGGUGCAGUUGGAAUUGAAGAUAAAAUUUAUAUAUUAGGUGGUGAUUAUGCACCAGAUGAAAUCACAGAUGAAGUGCAGGUCUACCACAGCAGCAGGUCUGAGUGGGAAGAAGUUUCACCAAUGCCGAAGGCCUUAACCGAAUUUUACUGCCAGGUGAUUCAAUUUAAUAAAUACAGGGACCCAUGGUUUUCUAGUCAUUUCUAAAAGUAGUUUGUGCUUAGACAUUGUAAAACUAUUCCAGUUCUAGAAACUUACAGUAAAUUUGUUAACGUUAGCAGUUGGUAAAAAGGUCUUUACAUCUUAAUAAAUUAAAAUGUACCUUCUAUUAGAGAAUUACUAUGUAAGGAUUAGCAGUUCCCAGAAGCUUAAAAUACAAAAUACAUUUUACCAAAAAGUAUACUGAAUAUAAUUUAAUCUUGGGGAAUCCAGAAUACUUGGUAUGUUCAUAUGUAAAUAAAACUCAUAGACCUUAAUGUUUUAAUUUUUAAAGUACUUUAUUCAUGAGAGACUAGUAAAAACAAAUCAAAGUUCACAGCUUUGUACUAUGUAAAUGGGAGACGUCUAUUUAAGUAGUAAAAAUGAAUUAUGUAUAUUCUAUAUUAUAUGAAGUGAAACAUAAAUUAGAAAGGUGAGAAUCCUACCUUAUUACUAUAGGUAGAAGAGUUGUUGAAUUCCUAUCCUUUCUGAUCAUGGUUAGCUUCUUUUAAAUACUUAUUUUCUUUCAUCAUUAUUUUGUAAGAAAUUUUUCUAAAAUGCUGUGUUUCCCCGGACUUCUAAACUAUAAACUAAACACAGUUUAACUUUU